UUUUUUUAUCAUAGCCCCAGGAGUAAUUGUUCAUGGUAAGUGCAUAAUAAAUGUUAUUAAGCCAUGUUCAUUACCUUCUCAGUGGCCUAGUGGUGGAGUGUCUGCCCUGGGACUGGAGGAUCGGGUUCAAAUCCCAAUGGGGCCACACCAAAGACUUUAACAAUGGGACCCAAUACCUCCCUGCUUGACACUCAGCUUUAAGGGGUUGGAUUGGGGGGGUUAAACCACCAAAUAGUUCCUGAGCGUGGUCACAGCUGCAGCUCACCGUUCCCCACGUGGAUGGGUCAAAUGCGGAGAUAACUUUCACGAGCGUGUGAUGAUGACUUAUGGGACUUUAACUUUCAAAUGACCACAGCUGAUGUUGAAGCUUCAGGGAGGAGUCCGGUUGUAUCUCUCUCAGGGGUGGGUCAGAGACGAUGCUGCCUCUGCGAACGUAAAAUCACAGUAGACAGCCUGCAGCAGAAACAGAAGUGUACCAGCUUCCUACAGUCAUCAUGGAGGGAUUGUUCUCGGCUGGCCAACCAUUCCAACAAAAGCAUUCUGAAAACAGAAAGGAGGAUAAUGAUAGGAACCCAGAUGGAAAGCUGAAGAUCGAGGAUAGUUCCACAGAAGAGGGUUUAACAGACCAACACACGAUGAUGCAACAGGAGGCUCUGAGCAGGAGAAACAUCUGGGAGCCGAGUGUUUACUACGCUCUGGGAACGGAGUCUUUUCAUUUUGCAGGUCAUGACAUCAGCAUCCGCGAGUCCAUGGAUACGUACGGUGCUCUGAUCUGGCCCGGGGCUGUAGCUUUGAGUCAGUUCCUGGAGAACAACCAGCAGCAGAUCAAUCUAAUGGACAAAGCAGUGCUGGAGCUGGGAGCGGGAACUGGUUUACUCUCCAUAGUGGCCAGUUUGCUUGGAGCUUGGGUGAUGGCUACUGAUUUGCCAGACGUUUUGACUAACCUGACCUUUAACCUUCGGCGGAACACCAAGGGCCGAUCUCGCUACACCCCCCAGGUGGCUGCCCUGUCUUGGGGUCAGGACCUUGACCGUCUAUUCCCCUACCCCUCCUACCGUUACGACUACGUGCUCGCGGCUGACGUGGUCUACCACCACAACUUCCUGGAGGAGCUGCUGAAGACCAUGCAUCACUUUUGCAGGACGGGAAGUGGGACGACCUUACUAUGGGCCAACAAGAUCCGAUUCCCAUCAGAUCUGAGGUUUAUAGAGCACUUUAACAGCAGCUUUAACACCACGCUGCUCACUGAACUCCCACAGCAGGAUGUGAGGAUAUACAAGGCAACAGCAAAGGAGUGAUCCAGGGUCGUGAACUUCCUGAGACAAAGUUUUGCACCUUUUUCUAAAAGGAAUGUUUGAUUUCCUCUCCUUAGUUUCAAUAAAUAUCUGAAAUAUCUGAUAUGUGAUCUCUGCUGGGGUUUAACUGUCUGUGAAAGUAAAUAAAAACAAGCAAAUCAUCAUAAAUCUUGAUGGAAUUAUCUGAACAGAAUACACUUUUUAUUUCUAUCUUGUAAAACAGGUCAUAAGGGUGGGGUCUGUGCACCCGUAGGUCUGUGUGAACUGGCAGGACAUUCCUGGAUGGUGCCAUAAAACAUUGUUUUUCCAGAAAAAAAAGCACGUCCUGAUACAAUUCUCCUCAUGAAAAAGCGAAUUCAUUCAACAAAACAUUGCUAAAUGUUUGCUUCGUUUGAAUUAUCCAUCUUUAGUUUGAGAUUUGUAAGAAAUGAGAUGCUGUAACCUUUUGUUUAUUGUCGUCUCAGAAUGUACAGAUGAAAUCUGUUCAUGGAUGCUCCUCUUGAUUAUUCCUAAAUAAAAUGUUAAAAAAGUCAAAA
This is a messenger RNA of Nothobranchius furzeri (turquoise killifish), 1831 nucleotides long. RefSeq names its product methyltransferase 21C, AARS1 lysine b (gene mettl21cb). Gene Ontology annotation, molecular function: protein-lysine N-methyltransferase activity. Gene Ontology annotation, biological process: peptidyl-lysine methylation. NCBI's taxonomy places the organism in Eukaryota, Metazoa, Chordata, Actinopteri, Cyprinodontiformes, Nothobranchiidae. Gene Ontology annotation, cellular component: cytosol; cytoplasm. The record is from RefSeq and is a predicted model, not a curated record.